Molecule: messenger RNA, 1269 nt
Organism: Candidozyma duobushaemuli
Lineage: Eukaryota; Fungi; Ascomycota; Pichiomycetes; Serinales; Metschnikowiaceae
Product: GPI-anchor transamidase
Exons: 1
Coding region: 1-1269 (422 amino acids)
Biological process (GO): GPI anchor biosynthetic process
Cellular component (GO): mannosyltransferase complex; endoplasmic reticulum membrane
Molecular function (GO): GPI mannosyltransferase activity; alpha-1,6-mannosyltransferase activity
Source: RefSeq, a predicted model, not a curated record
AUGGCUACCAGGCGCUUAUUCUUGGUCUUUUUGGCCGUAAAGUUGCUUCAUUUGCUUAUAUUUUACCUCCUGCCCGGUCAAUUCGAUAUCCUGUCCAAUGUGCUUCUACAAAAAUACGCCCCAGAGAAAGACCUUCUAGUGAACGGUAUACUGACAUCGAUCAAACCCAUCGACACCCUACUCCGAAACUUCGUUCGUUCAUUUCUAGAUGAUGUUGUUGAUAAGUUUGUUACAUGGGAUGCCGUGUACUUUGCGGAUCUUUUCGCCAAUGGCUUGACUUACGAGCAUCAGUUCGUCUUCUGCCCUCUUUGGUGGAGACUCGUUAGAAUGAUUCCAGUCAAUUCCAACGUGAUUUUUUACCACCGCUUGAUAUAUGCGACGGGGCUUUCCAAUAUCUGCCAUUUUGCGGCCGCUGUGAUGCUCUACCACUACACAUUCAUUCUUUUCAACCAGGCCAGGCUCUUUCCCCCACAGAAGAUGGCAGAAUUGACGGCGUUUUUCUUUAUCCUUCUGCCGGGUGCCGCCUUUUUGACUGCUCCAUAUUCCGAAAGUAUCGCUGCCUUGUUCAGUUUCACCUGCUUGGGCCUACGAGAGAAGAGUCUUGAGUUCGUCGUGGGUGCAAAAUCCAAGUCAGAUACUAAAAAGGUGCUUUAUGUGCUUAGUGGGCUCGCUGCGGCACUAGCUUUUGGUUUCAGAGCAAAUUGCCUUCUUCUAGGAUUCAUAUACAUCUACGAUUUGGUCAGGUUCAGUACCUCAGCGCCAUGGCUUCCGUUAGUCACUGGUCUGAUCCUAGGUUUGGCCUUCUUUAUGUCAAAUGUUUACAACUACGUCGAAAUUUGCUUGCCAGGCACCCGUGGCGAGUGGUGCUCUAAGACAAUACCUUCGCUUUUUGCAUAUGCCCAGAGCCAUUACUGGAACAAUGGCUUAUUCAAAUACUGGACUCCAAAUAAUAUUCCCAACUUUUUAUUUGGUGCUCCUUCAAUUGGCCUUCUGGCUUUGAGCAUCAAAUAUUUUACCCACAUCUAUCCUGUGAACAGGAUCUUGCCGGUUUCCUUAGUGGGUGGUGUGUUUCUUUUAGCACUCCUACUCUUCUGGCAUGUUCAGAUCGUUACAAGAAUCCACACCUUCCUUCCGUUGGUGUACUGGCUUGUGGCGGGAUUGUGGGUCCACAACGACUUUCCAAUAGCUAAAAAGGUGAUUUUUGGAUAUUUCAUAGUAUGGAAUGUCGUACAGCCUGCCCUUUUUGCGGCAUUCCUCCCACCAGCUUAA